CCUUGAACAAUGCAGUAACACAGCCUGUCUGCUUACUUAAAUUCCUACAACUGGGAUCCUAGGUUGCCAAAAUAGCACAGCUAUGUGGCCAAAAUAGCAUAUAAAUUUAGAGAUAGCGUACCGAAAGGUUAAACGUCGAAGCCACAAUUAAACGAGAAGUGAGAAGUGCUGAAUGCCAGAGAUCUUAGAGGGAGCCACCACCUGUAAAUAUACGAUAUGAGUACUCAGCGUUUGACUUCAGCGUCGAAAUGUCACACAUAUGGUGAUAAGUGCUUGCCAAAGUCCACGAGAAUCUAUAAAGAUGGCGACGUGUUAUUCAGACUUUCGGGGAUGUAGAAGAACAGGCUUCGACCUCCGAUAUGUCUGUCUGUCAGGAUCACGACGAAAACGUAUUUUCUGAUGCACGAAAUGAAAAACAUAUAUACAUUACGUCCUAAGGAAGAAACAAGUGUAUGGAAGACAAAUCAAGAAGAUUUUAUAAUUAUAUGUCACGAGGUGAACGAUUUAUUAGACGUACUAUACAUUACUUAUUCAAAAAUGUUGUUGUUUUUCGUGAAUAAGGUCUGAUUUAUUAGUUAGGAACGAUCAAAAUGAAUAAAGACGUUUUCACCCAAAGUUUUCCAACUUGGAUUAGUAUACUUUCAUUAUGGUACUUUUUGGUUCCACCAACGAUGGCGUCAGUAGAUAACUCAACUAAAUGUAAAGAAGGUUUAAUAUUACCUCUGUGGCUACCCAGUGAAAAUUUAAGUACUGGGGAUAUAGUAGCAAGAGGAAUAGUGUAUUUUUUAGCUCUAGCUUACAUGUUUGUGGGCGUAUCGAUAAUAGCUGAUCGUUUUAUGACGUCAAUUGAAGUAAUUACCUCCAAAGAAAAGGAAGUUGUUAUUAAAAAACCGAAUGGUGAGAAACAAACCAUUAGUGUUAGAAUUUGGAAUGAAACCGUUUCCAACCUAACUCUCAUGGCUUUGGGUUCUUCUGCACCAGAAAUUCUUCUCUCUAUCAUUGAAGUUUACGGCCAGAAUUUUGAAGCAGGAGAACUUGGCCCUGGAACUAUAGUUGGCAGUGCAGCCUUUAACAUGUUUGUAAUCAUCGCUAUUUGUGUUUAUUCCAUUCCCGAAGGGGAAUGUAGAAAAAUCAAGCAUUUAAGAGUGUUUAUUGUUACCAUGACAUGGAGUGUUUUUGCAUACAUCUGGCUCUAUUUGAUUUUGACUUGGUCGUCCUAUGGCGUCAUCGAGGUGUGGGAAAGUGUGGCAACGUUUUUUUUCUUCCCUGCUACUGUCCUAACAGCGUAUAUCGCUGACCGACGUCUGCUUAUUUAUAAGUAUCUUUCGAAAAAGUAUUGGGUCACUAAGCACGGGAUAAUCGUGGGGAAUGAGGGAGAAGACCUUGAGAUGGGGAGUACGAAAGUUAACCACUUGCCCGAUGGGGAUAUCAAGAUGUUUAAUGAAGAGGGGAAUGAAGAACUUCGAGAAUUUGAAGAGCAUCGAAAGAAAUAUAUUGACAUUCUUCGAGAGCUUCGUCACAAAAAUCCUGACUGCCCGAUAGAAGAUUUGGAGAUAAUGGCCCGCGAAGAAAUCCUUAACCGUGGUCCAAAGAGUCGGGCCUACUAUCGCAUCCAGGCCACUCGGAAAUUGACUGGAGGAGGAAACCUCGUGAAACGGAAACUUGAAAGACAAGAGAUGAAGAAGGGGGAGGAGGAGGUUAUGGAGAAGGAAGAAGUGAUCAGUAUUGGUUUCGACCCUUGUUAUUACACAGUGAUGGAAAAUGUCGGGGAGUUCGCCAUCACUGUCAGCAGAGAAGGGGGUGUUAGUCAUACAAUUUGUGUCGACUUCCAGACGGAAGACGGAACUGCUAAUGCUGGUUCUGACUUCGAAUAUGUGGAGGGGACGUUGGUGUUUCGCCCUGGAGAAACACAUAAACAGAUCUACGUCACUGUUAUCGAUGAUGACGUAUUUGAAGAAGAUGAACAUUUCUAUGUGCGAUUAACUAACCCCAGAUAUUUGGGUUCAGAUGGCCCGGCUGGCUCAAUGAAUGGUUCUAUCGGUAACAUGGGGCUGCGUCCCCCUAUCCAACUAUCUACACCAUUUCUCGCCACUGUAAUGAUUUUAGACGAUGACCACAGUGGCAUAUUCGCUUUUCCCGAAGUGGAGUUUGAAACAAACGAGUCUGUUGGACUAUACACUUUGAAAGUGUGUCGGUACAGCGGUGCCCGUGGCACAGUGAUCGUACCGUUCAAAACCUUAGAUGGAACCGGCAAAGGGGACAGGGACUACGAAAAACUUGAAGGAGAAAUUGUCUUCGAAAACAAUGAAACAUGGUAA
Molecule: messenger RNA, 2318 nt
Organism: Limulus polyphemus (Atlantic horseshoe crab)
Lineage: Eukaryota; Metazoa; Arthropoda; Merostomata; Xiphosura; Limulidae
Product: sodium/calcium exchanger 3-like
Exons: 4
Coding region: 591-2318 (575 amino acids)
Biological process (GO): calcium ion import across plasma membrane; cell communication; sodium ion transmembrane transport
Cellular component (GO): axon; postsynapse; sarcolemma
Molecular function (GO): calcium:sodium antiporter activity
Source: RefSeq, a predicted model, not a curated record